Messenger RNA from Lagopus muta (rock ptarmigan), 2759 nucleotides. RefSeq names its product troponin T3, fast skeletal type (gene TNNT3). Gene Ontology annotation, biological process: regulation of muscle contraction; sarcomere organization; muscle contraction. Gene Ontology annotation, cellular component: troponin complex. Gene Ontology annotation, molecular function: troponin I binding; troponin C binding; tropomyosin binding. The transcript is spliced from 17 exons. The record is from RefSeq and is a predicted model, not a curated record. Bases 1492 to 2409 code for a protein of 305 amino acids. NCBI's taxonomy places the organism in Eukaryota, Metazoa, Chordata, Aves, Galliformes, Phasianidae.
UGUUGCCACCCACAGAAGAGGUCCAGGAAGAAGGUAUGUGGAAAAGGACACCUCGGCUCUGCUCUUUGCAGGGCUCAGUGUAGAAGAAAACAACAGGCGAGAGAACGAUGCUGGGACAAGGGAUGCCUCACCUGAAAACACUUACUUCCCCUGAGCCUCUACAUUUCCACAUGAGGAUCAACUGGUUUAGGAAGGCAUCUGAGGAAGUUUUGGGGUCCCACCAUGGGUCCCCCAUAAGUUGUGUAUCCAUCGACAUCUCCACUGGUUUUGGGGAGGGAAUAGCAUGGGAAAUGUGGGCACCAUCCCCUCCUUCAGGCCGCAGUAGGCUCUGAGGCUGGUUUUCAGCCCUGGGUGUUGGUAACACCAGCCAAAGAGCAGCUGAGGCCUAUCUCUGAAGGUCUAUAUCCCAUAUCAACUGGUUUCUCCUGCAUAGCUUGGCAGAUAACGAUCAGAUGGAUUUUAAAGUCAAAAUCUAUCUGUGGCAAGGUAUGCGUGUAGCCACAUGUUACACAGUACAUAUUGUAUAAUAUGUAAUAUUAUAUAUAGUAUGACAUAUAUAUUAUGAGUUAUAGACUAUAAUAUAUAGUAUUAUAUAUAAUAUAAAUAAUAACACCUGCAUUCUGUGGUGUUAUUAGUUACAUCUGUGAGGAUACUGGCAAAUAACUCAGCUGGCUCUCUGCAGGGUGUGUGGUGUCUGCAGGACCAGGAAAGGGGCUGGAACAGAAACUCACCCUUUGUACUUCAUUUGUCUGGGGCUUGGUGCUCCGAUGAGGAGCCAAAGGGUGGGUUGGUUCCCUUUGCAUUUGCAAAGCUUUGUUCUAUGGGCAUGUAUGAAAAACUCAUAAACCUGUUUAUAACAGGGGCAGAUUAGCUCUGAGCAGCUGACAGGGUUUUUGCAGAGCACAGGUCAUGAAGGAUUUACAUUUCUUGUAUCCAGGCACACUCUGGUCACCUGUCUCCAUUUUUUUUUCCCCUCUCUAUUUCACAUCCCUGUAUGUUUUAUACAUCCCCUAUUGCUUUCACAUACUCUUUAGUCUAUCUGCUCUUAUUUUCCAUCUCAUUGUUCUGGCUCUCAGCCUAUCCCAGCUGCUGGGGCUCAUGAAGAAAGUAUGUGCCUUGGCCUUCCUCAUCCCUUCCCAUCAUCACCUUAGCACUGAGAGGAAUUGAAGUGUGGGAAAAGGGGAGCAGGACACAGUCACUGUGUUGCCUAUGGUUCCUACCUUUCCUCCAAAACCUCCCCUGCUGUAGUCUGAUCCUCUCACUUGCUGCAGCUAAUUUCUCAUUCCUUCUCCUCCUUGCCCUUAGCAAAUCCCUUAUCGGGAUUAAACUCUACCCUCUGGCCCAAGAGAUUAUUCAGUCUGUGCAUGAAUGUGCCUCCCUCAGUGCUUCUUUGCAUUCUGUUCUCUGGUACUUCCCACCUAAAGGGAAGUACUCACCUACUUCCCACCUUCCAUAGGGAAGGUAAUGCAUAUUUAAAACAAACAAGAUCUGAUGUGGCCAGUUAAAUCAGGUUUAUUCUUUAUCCCCCACCCCCCUGUUCUGUGCAAGUACAACGUUGUCUUGUGGUUCCUAACGUUCUUGUCUUCCUUUGCAUCCUGCUCUGUGACUCUUCCACUCACUAAAGGUCAUCAUGAGGAAGGUCAUCAUGAGGAAGCACAUCAUGAUGAAGCGCAUCAUGAGGAAGGUCAUCAUGACGAAGAAGUCCAUCAAGAAGCCCCUGCUCCAGAAGAAGCCCCUGAAGAAGAGGAGAAGCCCAAAAUAAAGCUAACUGCUCCUAAAAUACCGGAGGGUGAGAAAGUAGAUUUUGAUGACAUCCAAAAGAAGAGGCAGAACAAAGACCUGAUUGAACUGCAGGCUUUGAUUGACAGCCACUUCGAGGCCAGGCGUAAGGAAGAAGAAGAGCUGGUUGCCCUUAAGGAGAGGAUUGAGAAGCGCAGAGCUGAGAGAGCAGAGCAACAGAGAAUUCGGGCUGAGAAGGAGAAGGAGCGUCAAGCACGGCUUGCGGAGGAAAAGGCACGGAGAGAGGAAGAAGAUGCCAAGAGAAAAGCUGAGGAUGAUCUUAAGAAGAAGAAGGCUUUGUCCUCUAUGGGUGCCUCAUACAGCAGCUAUCUGGCAAAGGCUGAUCAGAAGAGAGGGAAGAAGCAAACAGCUAGAGAGACAAAGAAGAAGAUCCUGGCAGAGAGGCGCAAGCCCUUGAACAUUGACCAUCUUAAUGAAGACAAGCUGAGGGACAAGGCGAAGGAACUGUGGGACUGGUUAUACCAGCUGCAGACUGAAAAGUAUGACUUUACUGAGCAAAUAAAGAGGAAAAAAUAUGAGAUUGUCACUCUCAGGAACCGGAUUGAUCAGGCUCAGAAACACAGCAAGAAGGCAGGAGCCAAAGGCAAGGUUGGUGGGCGCUGGAAAUAAAGAACCAGGCAGAAUGGCCCUUAGUGAUGUGCCGAAACCCUGCUGGUCUCUUCCUUCUUCAUUCACAAACCACUUGUGUUCCCGUGCCUCAGCCAUAACUAAAAUUGCAACAUCAGCCUGGGUUGGCUAUUGCUGCUGCUUUUCUUCUUCCUGGAAGGGUCUGGUGGCUUCCUCAGUCAACAGGAAGCAGGUUCCCUUUGGAACUGGGGAGACUCCUUGCUGGCAUCUUCAAUUCCUGCUGAGCAUGUCCUUUAUCCUCCUGACACCAGCCCUACGCUGUCCUGUAGAUUGCUGUGUACAAAUCUCUGGAUUCUGUAAAUAAAGCGCAACCAGUACCUACUUCAACAACA